Messenger RNA from Protopolystoma xenopodis, 294 nucleotides. NCBI's taxonomy places the organism in Eukaryota, Metazoa, Platyhelminthes, Monogenea, Polystomatidea, Polystomatidae. The record is from the annotation of a GenBank genome assembly.
AUGUUACCUCGCUCUGAUGAUGUCCGUCAUAUGACGGACGAAAGCUUAGCACCUUUUCACCGGAAUCGAAGGAAACUGCCUUGGAAACAGCGUCAGCAUGAAUCUUCCAGUAAAGCCAAUCGACUGUUGGUCAAGAGGAAUCUGCCGUCGUCUUCUGGUGGAACCAACCUUCGAAUCUCUUCACCCAACACUUUCACUCGAAAUGGAAGUGAGCUCAACAAUGAUGAAACAAGAGAUUCCUCUAAACCCAAAUUUUCUUCGCAUCUAUUAUUUGCCAUGUUGUCACAUAGCAGA